Messenger RNA from Cornus florida, 846 nucleotides. RefSeq lists its product as uncharacterized. Bases 1 to 846 code for a protein of 281 amino acids. The record is from RefSeq and is a predicted model, not a curated record. Lineage: Eukaryota; Viridiplantae; Streptophyta; Magnoliopsida; Cornales; Cornaceae. The transcript is spliced from 2 exons.
AUGGGAGGAAGUUCAUGUUCUGCUUAUAACAUUGCUGAGAAAGCAUGUAAGGACUUAAUGAAUCAACCUUGUCAUAUUGAUAUAGUGAUGGAUAGACAAACUUCCGAACAAAUUUCAAAUAACCGAUUAAGAUUGAAGGUCACAAUUGAUACGGUCCGAUGGCUUACUUAUCAAGCUUGUGCUUUUAGAGGGCAUGAUGAAUCCCUUCAAUCGAGUAAUCGAGGCAAUUUCAUUGAAAUGGUAAAGGCUUUUGCGUCAUAUAAUGAUGAUGUCGCUAAAAUUGUUCUUGAAAAUGCUCCAAAGAAUGCCAACAUUGGAGCUUCUUGUAAACAAACUGAUGCACUACAUUCUGCUCAAGUUAUGGAAAUUGCCCAUUUGAUAGAUCUUAAUGAACUUGAAAUCGGCCGAGUAGCUAAUCAGAUUGGUACCUUGCAACGACCUAGAGAUACUCAUUGGAGCUCCCAUUUUGAUUUUGUUUGUAGUUUGAUAAGGUUAUUUGGUCCACCAACAUGUUCAGUUCUUGAAAACAUCAUUGAAGAUGAAAGUAAUUACAAGAGUCGGGGAGCUGCUGAUACUGCUUUUAAUACUUUUAGAUCAUUUCAGUUUGUGUUUAUUUUGCAUUUGAUAAAAGAUAUCAUGGGAAUAACUAAUAUCCUUUGUCAAGCUUUGCAACAAAAAUCUCAAGACAUCGUAAAUGUUCUGCAAUUGGUUUCGAGUACAAAACAAAUCAUUCUGAAAUUGAGAGAAAAUGGUUGGAACAACUUACUUGAUACUGUUAAAUCGUUUUGUGAGCGCCACAACAUUGAUGUGCUUGAUUUGAGUGUUCCUUAUACUAAUAAAAAUUAA